AUGAGGGGAAACUGUAACACUAGUGCACAGCAGUCUUCCCCUGUCCUUGCUGUCAUUGGUGGUUACUACUCAGAGAUAGCCAUAGCAGUUACAAGGCUACUCAACCUGGAAUAUAUACCCGAGAUAAGUUAUGGUGCAACCUCUGGCCUUCUAAGUGAUAAAACCCGUUUUCCAAGCUUUAUGAGGACUGUACCACAAGAUGAUCACCAAGCUCGUGCCAUCUCCGAGAUUCUUGAUAAUAAUGGAUGGACUUGGGUUGGUGUGCUGACAACCGAUGGGGAAUAUGCUCGCUAUAUAACUGAGCGACUCUGUAUAGAACUGGCGGUUAAAGCAAUAGCUCAGGCCAUUGAAGACCUCUGCACUGACAGAGACUGCAAGACAAAACGCCCAUCCCCAUUGGAGGGAAACGUGACUUCCAGGUGCACAGACAGCUGUCAGCCUGGCUACAGUAAGACUUCAGUUUCGGGCCAGCCUCAUUGCUGCUAUCAGUGUGAACCCUGUGCUGAGAACACCUUUUCCAAUACCACUGAUUCGGAGAAGUGUAAUCCUUGUGAAAAAAACUAUUACUCCCUAAAAGGCAGUUCAAAGUGUUUGCCAAGAAAAAUUGAUUUUCUGAAAUGGGGUGAUGUAUAUCUUAUUGUGCUGCUGUCUUUUACUUCUUUAGGAGCAGUGCUUACCAUUGUUGUUGGGAUCAUCUUCCUUGCACACUGGAAUACCCCUGUUGUGCGCUCAUCUGUAGGCCCAAUCAGCAUCCUUCUCCUCCUUUCCCUUAUGAUCACAUUUGCUAGUGUUAUAUUAUUUGGUGGUCAACCCAAUAGCUAUCAGUGUCAAGCACGGCAGGUGGUGUUUGGCUUGAGUUUUACCUUGUGUGUCUCCUGCAUCAUGGUCAAGUCCUUUAAGAUCGUCUUAGCCUUUGAGUUUGACCCGGUCAUUCAAAGUGUGCUGAAGAAGCUCUACAAGCCAUACCUCAUUAUUGCAGUCUGUAUGGCAGGUCAAGUGGUUAUUGUUACAACGUGGCUUAUACACAGUCCUCCAACUGCUGACUCAGAGAUCACACAGAAAAACAUGAAACUGAUGUUUUGUAAUGAGAAAUUAAUUCCUGCAUUUGGAGCCAUGUUAGCCUAUAUUGGCCUUUUGGCUCUCAUCUGCUUUGGUGUUGCUUUUAAGGGACGAAAGUUGCCUGACAGUUACAAUGAUGCAAAGUUCAUCACUUUUGCAAUGCUCAUUUACUUCAUCUCCUGGAUCGUGUUUGGCCCAGUCUAUGUCAAUGUCACAGACAAGUACAUUCCAGCAGUGGAGAUGGUCGUUAUCCUCAUCUCAGCCUACGGCAUCUUGUUUUGUCAGUUCUUCACAAAGUGCUACAUUAUUCUGUGUAAGAAGGAAGCAAACACAGAGAAAUCAUUCCGCUGGGAUAUUAGGAAUUAUUCCAGGGAUCACAAAGGCAGUGAGGAUGAGCUAAGCUUCAGCGUCAGCAUCAUCCACGCCUGCAGCUGCAGCAUCAGCAUCAUCCACGCCUGCAGCUUCAGCGUCAGCAUCAGCCUUGCUUGGUCCAGCCUCUGCGUCUUCAUCCUCGCCAUUGCCAGCAGUGCCAACACCUGCUCCAAUGCCUGCAGCUUUUACACCGUCACCUAUAGCGUCACCAUCCGCAGCUGCCACGCCGCCGUCUGGUCCAGAUCGGCUUGA
Messenger RNA from Neolamprologus brichardi, 1683 nucleotides. Lineage: Eukaryota; Metazoa; Chordata; Actinopteri; Cichliformes; Cichlidae. The record is from RefSeq and is a predicted model, not a curated record.